Molecule: messenger RNA, 1363 nt
Organism: Cercospora beticola
Lineage: Eukaryota; Fungi; Ascomycota; Dothideomycetes; Mycosphaerellales; Mycosphaerellaceae
Product: Vgb family protein
Molecular function (GO): protein binding
Source: RefSeq, a predicted model, not a curated record
ACGAUAUAGCUCCACUUCCGUCCUCCUCUCUCGUUGCAUUGCCGUCGAUCUUCUCAUCCUUGCUAUUGCGAUGCAUUCCACAGCUCUCGCCACAGCACUUACGCUGCUGGCGUACAAUGCGAAUGCACAUCCCAUCACCGAUGAAUUGGGCGAACAAGAGCUAUCGGCGAGGCAAGCUAAUCGCUUCAGCUUCUUUCCACUCAAGACCCCUCUGACCGGUCCUUGCGAUCUCGAACAUGGACCGGAUGGAGCUUUGUGGGGCGAAGGCAUCCUCGCCAACAACAUCUUUCGUAUCGACCCAAGCACGGGUCUAGUGGAAGAGUAUCCAAUUCCAUUCACCACGCCUAUUUCGAAUGAGACAAUACCCAUCCCCACAAUCUUGGGUCAGCGAGCGGCCUUUUCGUGUGCUAUUCGGAGAGGUGCAGAUGGGAAUCUGUAUGCUGCAAACGGACUGCGGAACCAGCUCGUCCGCAUCAGUCCCGUAACACGCGAGAUUGAAGUCUUGCAGCCGCCUGGAACCGGCGCACUUGGAAACCUGCAGCCGUUCAAUGAUUUGUACACAUCCGACGAUGGCAUGUGGUACACUCAGACGACGGGCAAUGUAUUUCAGAGGUUCGACUACGAGAGUGAGACCUGGGAGACCUACAACGUCCCCACUCCAGCCUCUCUGCCGCUUGGACUUUACGUCGCUUCGGACAAAAAAGUCUAUGUGGCUGAAGUGCUGGCAAACAAGAUUUUGGUGCUCGAUCGAGAGAAGAAUGAAAUCAAUGAGUAUCCGAUUCCGGAGCCAUUGCAAAUGCCAACCGUAAUCCGAGCCGAACGCAAUGGCUGGGUCUAUUUUGCCCUGUUCACUGGAAACGGCAUCGGUCGUAUCAACAUGAAGACACACAAGAUCGAGAUCUUUCACACCAACAAGCUCGCUCCUCUCGGUGCAGAGGAUACCAUCGACAAAUACGGCGGCGUAUACUCGAGCUUCUUCAAUGUCAAUGGUCUUGCGAGACUCAACACCGACACCCUGAAGUUCAGCUAUAUCAACUUCCCGCGAUCGAUCAACCUGCCAUUGUUGGAUGUGCCGCCAUAUGUCGAUGUGGCAGUCAAUUAUGGUCCUGGCGAUGCCGUGUGGUUUACCGAUGUGAGCGGCAAUCGUGUUGGUCGAUAUGAUAUUAGUGGACUGUACGGCUGAGCAUCGUAGUCCAUAGUGAGAGCAACACCAACUAAGUCACUCGCGCAAUGACUUCUCCGUGCAUCAUGGCGAAUGCAGCAUCCUCAUCUUCAAUCCAGUCUUUCCAAGCCAUUGCCCACUUCUCCAACGUUUCGGAUGACACGCCCAUGUCCAUGGCACGAUCAGCGAAAAGUCCUUGGG